Molecule: messenger RNA, 1598 nt
Organism: Fragaria vesca subsp. vesca
Lineage: Eukaryota; Viridiplantae; Streptophyta; Magnoliopsida; Rosales; Rosaceae
Product: calreticulin-3-like
Exons: 14
Coding region: 23-1297 (424 amino acids)
Biological process (GO): protein folding
Cellular component (GO): endoplasmic reticulum membrane; endoplasmic reticulum
Molecular function (GO): calcium ion binding
Source: RefSeq, a predicted model, not a curated record
AGUUGAGCUGCAACUUGCGCAAAUGGCAGAGCAGCUUAAGCUUCAAGGGUUGCUCCUUUUGCUGCUUAUAUCCUCACUUUGCCUCAACUUCCAUUGUUCAUUCGCAGAAAUCAUUUUUGAGGAGCGUUUCGAAGAUGGGUGGAAAAGCCGUUGGGUUAUGUCCGACUGGAAAAGAAGUGAAGGUAAAGCAGGUUACUUUAAACAUGCUGCUGGAAAGUGGCAUGGAGACCCAGAUGAUAAAGGAAUUCAGACAUCUAGUGAUGCCAAACAUUUUGCCAUUUCUGCAAAGAUACCGGAGUUCACUAACAAGAACAGAACAUUGGUCCUCCAAUAUUCUGUAAGGUUUGAGCAGGAAAUCGAAUGUGGUGGGGGUUACAUAAAGCUUAUGUCUGGAUUUGUUAAUCAGAAGAAAUUCAGUGGGGAUACUCCAUACAGUUUAAUGUUCGGACCAGAUAUUUGUGGAACGGACACAAAGAAACUCCACGUUAUACUCUCCUACCAAGGCCAGAAUUACCCCAUCAAGAAGGAUUUACAGUGUGAAACUGACAAGUUAACUCAUUUCUACACGUUUAUUCUAAGGCCUGAUGCAACUUAUAGUGUCCUCGUUGACAAUAGAGAAAGGGACUCUGGAAGCAUGUAUACAGACUGGGAUAUUCUUCCACCAAGAAAGAUCAAAGAUGUCGAUGCAAAGAAGCCUGCAGAUUGGGAUCUUAGAGAAUAUAUUGAUGAUCCUAAUGACAUUAAGCCUGAGGGAUAUGAUUCAAUUCCAAAAGAAAUUCCAGAUCCAAAAGCUAAAAAGCCCGCUGACUGGGAUGAAGACGAGAGUGGUCUAUGGAGAGCUCCAAAGGUACCUAAUCCAGCUUACAAAGGACCAUGGAGACGCAAGAGAGUCAAGAACCCUAACUAUAAAGGGAAAUGGAAGACUCCUUGGAUUGAUAAUCCGGAGUUUGAAGAUGACCCUGAUCUUUAUGUGCUUAAGCCGAUUAAGUAUGUUGGUAUUGAGGUUUGGCAGGUAAAGGCUGGUUCAGUUUUCGACAACAUUUUAAUUUGUGAUGACCCAGAGUAUGCAAAACAAGUUGUUGAGGAAGUAUUUGCUAAUAGAGAGGCUGAAAAGGAAGCUUUUGAAGAAGCGGAGAAAAGGAGGAAAGCACAAGAAGAAGAGGAAGCUCAAAGAGCAAGAGAAGAAGGUGAAAAGAGGAGACGAGAAAGGGGUCAUGAUCGACGGUAUCGAGACAGACAUAGAGACAAAUACAGAAGGCAUCGUGAUUGGGACGAUUAUGAUCAUGAUGAGCUAUGAUUUGAUGGUGUUGUCUUCUUGGUCUUGGUUCCAUAUAUACAACAGAUUCUAUCACUUAUUUUCGAUGUAAUAACUUAUUUGCGAUCUGUGCAAUGCACGCUCUUGUCACUUUUAUUUUUCGCAGUAUGUAUGCAUUUUCCUUUGCCUUUAUUAGGUUCCACAUGUAACUAUAGAGUAUCGAUUGUUGAAGAAGCAGUAGUUACCCUACAGGCUACAGCCUUGGCUUAAAAUUGCUAUAAUCAAUAACAGAAGAGAAAUGACAUUAGUUGUUGUCAAUGUUAUACAUUUUGCAUAGUUGGAC